AUGUCGACUAACAGUUCGAUCCUAGGAAAUACAGGAACCACUGGUUAUCCGGGGGGAUUCGUCCCACCAUCAGGGACACAAACCCAUUUCGCCACCCCACUAACUAGACCACCCGGUUUCGAUGGUAACAGACACAGAAAUCCCUCUUAUGGGAUGCCAACAUCUUUUAUGGCGGGUCUGCACACUUCGACAUCGAAUACGUCACCACAAUUAGGGUCUGGAUCUGGGGCUAAUCAAUUUAUGACAAAUAACCAAGGGUCAGUAGGUUAUAGUGCAUUGCUUAUCUUAACCACAGAAAAUCAGAUGGCUUUUAGGCAAUUAAUGGAUGAUAGUAACCAUAAUAUGAUAGAAGUGUUAGCACAAACUAUGCAAGAGAUCUUUGCCCCAAUAGUACAAAACGUAACUGUAACCAAAAGAGAAAACGCGGACAACAUGAGUCGAAUAGCAGAUUUUUUUUUCUCCGCCAGAAAGGCGUAG
This is a messenger RNA of Vicia faba (fava bean), 477 nucleotides long. NCBI's taxonomy places the organism in Eukaryota, Viridiplantae, Streptophyta, Magnoliopsida, Fabales, Fabaceae. The record is from the annotation of a GenBank genome assembly.